GGUAUAAUACUAUCGAAGGCUGUCCUUAAUAUCUCUAAUAGUCGUAAGAACGUACCGUUAUUCUACGUCGCUAUCUCGCGUAAUAAGAAGCUAGAUAAUCUACUAUUUAAGGAUACCUUCGACUUAGAGCGGCUUACGGCCGGUAGUAGGAUUGUCGCCGAGAUGCGAGCGUACGACUAG
Molecule: messenger RNA, 180 nt
Organism: Zymoseptoria tritici IPO323
Lineage: Eukaryota; Fungi; Ascomycota; Dothideomycetes; Mycosphaerellales; Mycosphaerellaceae
Exons: 1
Source: RefSeq, a predicted model, not a curated record